Ostrea edulis (European flat oyster) is the source of this 903-nucleotide messenger RNA. RefSeq lists its product as uncharacterized. NCBI's taxonomy places the organism in Eukaryota, Metazoa, Mollusca, Bivalvia, Ostreida, Ostreidae. The record is from RefSeq and is a predicted model, not a curated record. Bases 47 to 670 code for a protein of 207 amino acids. The transcript is spliced from 2 exons.
UGAGACAGAAAACUACAGGGGUACCUUCAAUCACCAUCGAGACAAGAUGAAUAUCUCAGUUUGUCUUCUUGUAGCUCUCUUCGUGGGUGCAGUAGCCUAUCCAGUUAGCAAAGGCAUUUCUUUGGAAGAACUAAGGGAUGCUAUGCAGAUUGAAAAAUUGGAAUCAUGGGAAAAAUUUCUGAAAAAUGGGGGCAGAAUUUACGUUUUCAAGGAAGGUAUGGACAACGAAGAGGGAUACAAUGUAAACAAAGUCACUCCAACGACCCAAGAACACCCAAUGAUUGGUGAAGAGGGAGAAGAAGACGAUACGGGGGAAUAUCCAGAUCUCACAGACGAGACGGCGAGAAAAACACGUCGUCGUCCAUAUUUCAGUGGACCGUCUCACGAUGAGGAUUCUGAAAAACACAUGCUACAGAAAGAAAGUUACCCAGGAAGAAGAGAACGUAAGGCACAGGACAAACCUAAGACAUUCCAAUCUAAAACUGAAAAUAAUGGAUUCCGCUCACCCGAUAUUUUAAAUGGAGAGAACAGAAACAUCAUAAAUGAUAUAGGAGGCGGAAUUAUUCUCAGAACGCUUGAUAUCCAGAAAAAAAAGAAACGAUUCAUGAGAUUUCGACGGAAAGGGGAAAAAUUCUGGGACGUUAAUCUCCUACUGCCAGAUUUCCUGUAGGAGGGAUGUUAUAUAUUUAAAUGAUUUCCUGUAGGAGGGAUGUGAUAUAUUCAUAUGAUUUCCUGCUUGAAAAGGGAGUGGGACAGUUCCCAAAACAUUAUGUUUUUAUGAAUUCACUUAGAAAUAUAAUCAUUUACAUAACAAGUGAUGUUUCAGACAAAAAAUUUAUACUUGUGAUCGCAAUUCACAGCAAAAAGCUCCAAAUUUCAAUUAUAAUUUACGGUAUUGAAUAA